Messenger RNA from Sinocyclocheilus anshuiensis, 4717 nucleotides. Its product is annotated as disks large-associated protein 4-like. Gene Ontology annotation, molecular function: molecular adaptor activity. The record is from RefSeq and is a predicted model, not a curated record. Gene Ontology annotation, cellular component: glutamatergic synapse; postsynaptic specialization. Gene Ontology annotation, biological process: signaling. Lineage: Eukaryota; Metazoa; Chordata; Actinopteri; Cypriniformes; Cyprinidae. The coding region runs from base 488 to 3595 and encodes 1035 amino acids. The transcript is spliced from 14 exons.
UCACGUUCGCAUUCAUCCAGUGGUUGGUGUGGGAUCCGGUCGCGUCCUUCUCCCGCAGCAGCAGCAGCAGCAGCAGCUCGUCAUGGAAACCCGUCUUCCUCGUUCAGUGAUGUGAUGUGCGCUCGCCGUUUGUCAUCAUCAUUAUCGGCGCUGGCGGACGGAGCGGACACACAGGAGCGGAUUCUCUCCUCAGCUUCUCUAGAGGAUGUACCGUGUUACCGGAGGGAGACGGCGGAGAGUCUUUCCGGGGGCCCUUCCGUGAGACACGAACGAGGACGGAGCGGAUAGACGCGGAUUUUGGACUCGAUCUGUGCGAAUGACACAAAGCGCUGGGAGGAUUUCGCUGUAUUUGUGGAGCGCUCCAGAACGUCCGACCCGUCUCGCGUGAUGCUGAGCAUGUAAAGAUCCGGACUGAGGGGUCGCCCUCCAGGGCCGUCGUCUCUCUUCAUCUGGGAUCAUGUUCUAGAGCCGACCCUGCGCAGCAACCAUGAAAGGCUUAGGGGCCAACCGUAGUCACCAUCUGUCCGACACCUGCGACCCUACUGCGGGCCCCCAGGAGCCCCUGUGUCCCUUGGCCCCGGACCCCCAUGCUGCCUUCCUCCUGAGCCCCACCGUCAACCAUUACGCCACUCUGGAUCCUCACCUCCAUCAUUUUCCUGUUUCCACCCCAACGAUGCUGCAGUCGGACUGCCUGCUGCCCCUCAACAACCAGCUGACCAACAGCAGCACCUUCCCACGCCUCCACUACACCAACCAGCCGGAGCAGAGCGACUACACACAGCAGGCUUGUGUGGUUCAGACCGGUAGUCGCUCCGGGACCCUCACGUCCUCCAUGUCCAUGGGCAUGGGUUUGGGUCUGGGACUGGGUGCUCCAGCCAUGAUCAGCAGCGGCACAGCCACCAUCUCAUCCGCGGCCGCCGCCAAGAUGAACCGGCUCCCAGCCAACCUGCUGGACCAGCUGGAGCGCCACCUACCGCUGCAGCGGGACGGCUUCAGCACGCUGCAGUUCCACCGGCGCAGCCGCGGCUCCAAGCAGCGCAGCGAGAGUCCCAGCCGCAUCCGCAACCUGGUGCAGUCCGUCCAGAAACUCUUUGCCAAGUCCCAAUCCCUGGAGGUUUCGGCGGUCAAAGGGAGCAUCACCGCGGGCCAAGCCGGCGAUGCGGCCAAAGCGACCCGGCGAAGCAAAAGCAAAGACCACGCCAAGCCCGACGGCACCAAACGCCGUCCGCGACCCAAUCUCUCAGGCUUCUGGAGCUCGGAUGACGGUUUGGAGGACGAGCCGCCAGCUCAACCCGCCACAGGCCCAUUAGCGGUGGCGUAUCGAAACCCUCUUAGCAUGAUGACGCUGGGCAGGGCCGUGUCGGACAGUCAGGCGGCUCCCAGACCGCAUCCGCAGGGCUACAACACCAUCGCGGCGCAUUCGCUCAAAUCCUCCAAGAGCAGCGGCGACCUCAAGCCCACGGUCAGCCUGCCGCCCUCCACGGGCCAGACGGGGGAACACAUGCUUGUGAAGAGAGGCUCGUGGUCCACGCUGACCCUCAGUCAGGCCCGACAGGUGCUUCAGAAGAGCUCCACCACCGUCAACCGGACCCUGCUCAAGUCCAAGUCCUGCCACGGCCAGGAGAUGACCUGCAACUUCCUACAGACUUUGAUGUUGAAUGGUCAUGUAACGGCCCUUCCUAUCAGGCCAAGCCCCUGUCCCUUCAUGCGGGAGCAGUUUGGAGUGGUGUGGUCUCCUCUGCAGAGCGCCGCCUCAGUGCCGCACCUGCACAGGCUUGUCACUGUGGAGAUGGCGACCGUUUCCUGCACUCAUUCUCUGGUGUUUGUGUGUGUUUCUCUCAGCCGUAUGCCAUCUCUAUGCGAGGUCUCCACCAAUCGCAGCCUGGAUAACUUGGACUGUCUGAUGGGAGCGGAUGAAGCAGGUCUGCUGCAUUGGGACGCUGAUGGGGGAUUCGGUCAGCGCUGCUCUACACUGGGACGAGGGUCCACCAUGGGCCAGGUGAAGCAGGGCUACCGGAGCAGCGCGGCUUAUAGCCAGCUGGACUCUCAGGCGGUGGAGGCCUUGGAUCUGCCCACACCCACCUGCUUCCGCUCCCGGAGCCACAGUUACCUGCGCGCCAUCCAGGCCGGAUGCUCUCAAGACGACGAUACGGGCUCCGUGGACUCCGACGAGACACCACCUAUAUCCUCAUCUAUCAGCAGCUAUAACAGUGCCACCGUCUCCACGUGUACGGCGGUCUGUAAGAAGAAUCCUCCGCCUAUUCCUCCUCGCACCACCUCCAAACCCUACAUCUCGGUGACGGUCCAGAGCAGCACUGAAUCGGCCCAGGACACGUACCUGGACAGCCAGGACCAGCGCAGCGAGGUCAACAGCCAAUCAGGACGCAGCAACUCCUCCGACAGCAUCGCCAGCUCUCGGACAGGAAGUCUGGUCAAGGCCAAGCGGCCGCCCAUCCUGCCCCCCAUCCCCGCCCCGCGGGAACCCGUGCCCCUGCCCAGCGCGAGAGUGACCACGCCUCCUCCCGCCGUCGUUCCGCCCUCUCCCGCCCCGUACGCUAAAAACGAGCCCGCGAGCCUGACUGUAGCAUCUGGCGAACCGCAAGCCCUGCCCAAGAGAAAACUCUCGUCCAUUGGCAUUCAGGUGGAUUGUGUGCAGCCGAUUCUGAAAGAGGAAAAAACUCCCACCACCAGGUUCCAGUCCAUCGGGGUUCAGGUUGAAGACGGCAGGCCACUCAGUCGCUACACUAGCAUGGCGUCUAGACAGGAGACGACAGAGGCCGAAUCCCAGGAGCAGUCCGACGGUAAACCUUUGGAGAACAAGACGCCCAACCAGUCUCUGGACGGUGUCAGCGUUCACAAACCCCCCCGCGCGGAUGUGAUGCGCGCCACUUCCGCCUCGCUGCAGGAGAAGCUGGAUCCGGCGCUGGACCCCUCCUGCCUCCCGCCACCCGACCCGUCUCUGCAGGCUGGGAGCGGCAGCGUGAACGGGGCCGUGGAGCAGCCUGGGGGCCCGGCGUGCCUCAGGGACGGACGCUGGUUCCAGAAACUUCUGCAGGCCGAGACGGACCGCAUGGAGGCCUGGUGUCAGCAGAUGGACCAGGAGACCAAAGACAAACAGCUGUCAGAGGACGUGUUGGGGAAGGUCCGCAGUGCCGUCGGCAGCGCUCAGCUCUUAAUGUCUAAGAAGUUCCAGCAGUUUCAGGGUCUCUGUCAGCAGAACCUGGAUGCGAGCGCUCAGCCGCGGCCCACAGCGCAGGAUCUGGCCGGGUUCUGGGAUCUGCUGCAGCUCUCCAUCGAGGACAUCAGCAUGAAGUUUGACGAGCUCCACCUCCUCAGGUCCAACGACUGGAAGAUGUCUGAGACACAGGACAAAAAGGAGGAGAAGAAGUCCGCUCACACACCAAAGAAGACAGUAAAGGUCAAAACCUCCGGAGGGAAGGAGAAAAGCAGCGACUCGGUGGCCGACAAGCAGCGGCAGGAGGCCAGAAAGCGGCUGAUGGCGGCCAAGCGAGCGGUUUCUGAACGACAGAACUCUGCCACCGAGAGCGCCGAAAGCAUUGAGAUCUACGUCCCCGAGGCUCAGACGCGACUCUAAUAAACCACAAAAUAACAAACUCCUCACGAGCAGACGCUCUUUAGCGCUCACGGACUCGUGCAGUGUCGUGUGGCGAACCGCCGAAAACAACGAGCAAAAAAAUACAAAAUAGAAAGAACAAAAAACUGAAUUUGAACGCUAGCGUGUCACCGCUGCCACAGAAGAACCUCCCCUUGACAUUAAUUUCUAUGGCUACUCUUGUAAUAAUUAUAAAAGUUAAUUAUCUCAUGGAAAUAUAUCAAGACUUCGUCUGAAAAUUGUGCUAAUAUCUCUGAUGAAAAGACCUUCGUUCAGAUCUCAGACCCUUUACACGCGUCACAUGACCCGCUUCACACGUCACAUGACCCACGGACGCCCCUCCCACAGCAUGCACUCAGGAUCCCGCACAUGUGCACUUGUCUUUCAUCAGCGCAGUCUUCCUGUUCUCACAAACCUUUCGAUUUCCUUUUCCCACCAGUUUUUGGAGCACGAUUGCGUGACUCUCUCACUUGAAUGGAAAUGUUUCGACGGUACUACGGAUACUUGAAGCGAAUCGCCGUAGGAUGUGGUAGAAUAGCACAGCGGAAGCGGAUUUUAGCACUCCACUAGUUUUGUUUGAUUCACUCCAGUAAAGUUUAACGCAGAAACACUCAUGCAGCUUGUUUUAUUUGUCUCGUAAAUGUGCACUGAGCACGUCAAGCCAUCCAUCUGUCAGUUUCUCGUUAUUUAAUAGGGUUAAAACAUGACCACUCGGCUUUGUUUUUAUGAUGAAUGUUUUAAAAACUCAAUGACAAUGUCCAGAUUUUUACUUGGGCCAACCAUCUGCUUGUUUUGUAAUAUUAUUAUAUUUUCAAGCUUUCAGUUGUGUUUUUGUUGUCCAGUCAUUCCAUGUGUUUCCGGAUGAUUUGGGAUCGGUUCCAGCCGUGUGUCUGUGUGUGUGUGUGACCAAUCAGAGCCCGUCAUUUGUGAUCGAAGAUGUUUUGAAUGAUUAUUUUCUGUCCGAUAUUAAAAAUGUCCGUUACCCAGAACUUGCUGAUUUGGAAAAGUUGUUUCAGAUUUCCACACAAGGAGCCCAGAGGUGUCGAUAUUUACACUAAUGGUUUACUUCUAGUUAGCUGUGCAUAUUAAAAAGAUUUGAACACA